UAUAAUUUCUCCCUCAAUGGCGAUUAAGGUGGCUCUCGCAGCAGCUCUCCUGGUGGCUAUGGUGACACUAGCCAGCGCCACCAGCUACACAACCACCGUCACGACCACCACCAUCGACGACGAGGCCAACCGAGGCGAGCAGCAACAGUGCCGCCAGCAGAUCCAGGGCCGCCGGUUCCAGUCAUGCCAAAGGUACCUCUCCCAGAGGGGCCAAUACGGCGGAGAUGAAGAGGAAGUUAUUGAAAUGACAACCGGCAACCCACAGCAGCAGUCACAGUACCUGAGAGAUUGCUGCCAGCAACUACAGAACGUGAACCAGCAAUGCAGGUGCGAAGCAAUCAAGCAAGCAGUGAAGGAGAUCCAACAACAGGGCGGCCAAUACCAAACCGGACAGUAUGAACAGGUUUACCAGAAGGCCCGCUCUCUCCCCCGACAGUGCAACUUCCGCAGCCCCCAGCAAUGCCAGUUCCAUGUUCUCUUUGUCUAGAGAGAUGCAUGGUCUGAGAGAGUAGAGAGAGAGAGUACGUACUUGAGCUGUGUGAAAAAAUUAAGCUCUGUUUUUGUAAUAAGUAUCUCUGCAUGCACAUGUUCGUGUGUAAGUUUAUUUUCCUUUGAAAUAAAAGAUGAUGA
This is a messenger RNA of Erythranthe guttata (spotted monkey flower), 630 nucleotides long. Its product is annotated as sweet protein mabinlin-4. Gene Ontology annotation, molecular function: nutrient reservoir activity. Lineage: Eukaryota; Viridiplantae; Streptophyta; Magnoliopsida; Lamiales; Phrymaceae. The record is from RefSeq and is a predicted model, not a curated record.